Messenger RNA from Opisthorchis viverrini, 882 nucleotides. RefSeq lists its product as hypothetical. The record is from RefSeq and is a predicted model, not a curated record. Lineage: Eukaryota; Metazoa; Platyhelminthes; Trematoda; Opisthorchiida; Opisthorchiidae. The coding region runs from base 1 to 882 and encodes 293 amino acids. The transcript is spliced from 5 exons.
AUGCUUGAUCGGAUCAACACACGCCUUCGGAAGUCAUUUCGUGACAGUGGCUACAAAUCCAUCUUUAUUGUUCCCCCAAAAGUCCACACGCAAAGAUCAGAUAAGCAAACAGUUCUGGAAGACGGGAGCGAGAAACCAUCGCACAUUAAAGCGCAGCAAACUAGAUCUGAGACGCAGACUCGUAGCUUUACUGGGUCCCAUCAUUCUGAAUACUCUUUCCCACUGGGGCGUGAAACUACUCCGAAAAGUUUGGAUCAUUGCACCACAGCACGCAGUGGUCCGGAUUUUGGAAAGGCUAUAUCGGAUCGUAUGUCUCGGCUAACUCGUUCCUUACGUGUAAAAACCGGUCAACCCAGAAAGUCAGAUGAACUGCCUUCUCAGCCAAGACCAUCCAAGAUAGAAUCAUUGCAUCGCACUGCUAAUGGAGAACUUCGAAGGAAAACCCUAAACAGUGUGCCACGAAAAUCAGGUUUGUUGCCAGCUCCAUCGGUUCUGAUUACGCGCCGAGUCAAAACAACUAAUCGGGCCGUACAAACUGGGGAAAGCAUUGAAGAGCUUCAAGCCUCAACUGCUGACUUGUCUGGCUGUUUUUAUUGUCCGCACUGCGAAGCAAGUAGUGACAAUAAGCUCUGUUGCUCGCACACUGUCGUCACUCGAAAUUUCUUUGUACUUUAUAUCAGACGCAAGGACUCAGAAUACCAGAACAAUAUUGACUGGUUUACCUGGAUUGAAUUCAGUAUCUCUGAGGGCGAGAUGACUGAUCGGAAGGUCAACGGUUCGAACUCGACCUCUGACUCUCGACUUCCCCUGUUUAGGCCCGGGCAAACUGGCAGUAUCACAGCCCUCGUGCUUCCUUCUGGUGGUGUGGCAGCAAGGCACUAA